AUGGCCCAUUCCGGUGUCGUACCAGCGGGUAAACGAAAAGAAAUUUACAAAUAUAUUGCGCCAUGGCCGUUGUUCAGUAUGAACUGGUCGGUACGGCCCGACAAACGUUUCCGUCUAGCGCUCGGUAGUUUCGUUGAAGAGUACAAUAAUAAAGUCCAAAUCGUAUCUUUAGACGAGGACAGUAGUGAGUUCUCGCCUAAAAGUACAUUUGACCAUCCGUAUCCCACGACGAAAAUCAUGUGGAUACCCGACAGCAAGGGUGUCUACCCUGAUUUGUUGGCCACUAGUGGUGAUUAUUUGCGUGUGUGGCGAGCCGGCGAACCCGACACUCGCCUGGAAUGCGUUUUGAACAACAACAAAAACUCGGACUUUUGCGCCCCCUUGACAAGCUUCGACUGGAACGAGGUGGACCCCAACCUUGUCGGAACUUCAUCCAUAGACACCACCUGCACCAUUUGGGGCUUAGAAACCGGCCAAAUAAUCGGACGCGUCAAUCUCGUCUCAGGACACGUGAAAACGCAGUUAAUUGCACAUGACAAGGAGGUCUACGACAUUGCAUUCUCGCGAGCUGGGGGCGGUAGAGACAUGUUUGCCUCCGUCGGCGCUGAUGGUUCGGUCAGGAUGUUCGAUUUGCGGCACCUGGAGCACUCCACGAUUAUUUACGAGGACCCAGCACACACGCCGUUGUUGCGGUUGGCUUGGAACAAGCAGGACCCCAAUUAUUUGGCCACCAUUGCCAUGGACGCGUGUGAGGUGAUUAUUUUGGAUGUGAGAGUCCCCUGCACUCCGGUCGCAAGGUUGAAUAACCACAGAGCUUGUGUUAAUGGAAUUGCGUGGGCCCCACACUCGAGUUGUCACAUUUGCACAGCUGGAGAUGACCAUCAGGCGCUCAUUUGGGACAUACAGCAAAUGCCAAGGGCUAUUGAGGACCCCAUUUUGGCGUACACUGCUGCAGAGGGCGAAGUCAAUCAAAUACAGUGGGGGGCGACGCAGCCGGAUUGGAUAGCCAUCUGUUACAAUAAGUGUUUAGAAAUACUAAGAGUUUAAUUUACAAAUACAGACUUUCCCUAUUGAUAAGUACCAAGUAGUGUGUAAAAUCAUGGUUUACAUUAUUCCAUUGUAAUAUUUAUUUCAUGGUCCUCAUCUCUUAUAAUCACAUUUUGUAAAGUUAAUUUUACAAUAAAAACUUACAGUA
Messenger RNA from Tribolium castaneum (red flour beetle), 1195 nucleotides. It is a transcript of the gene wap, whose product is annotated as wings apart. The record is from RefSeq and is a predicted model, not a curated record. Gene Ontology annotation, cellular component: nucleus. Gene Ontology annotation, molecular function: protein binding. NCBI's taxonomy places the organism in Eukaryota, Metazoa, Arthropoda, Insecta, Coleoptera, Tenebrionidae. The transcript is spliced from 2 exons. The coding region runs from base 1 to 1047 and encodes 348 amino acids.